CGACCUCCAGUAAAAAUGUAUUAUGCGGCGUUAUAGGUUUUAAUGUAAAAUGUCCGAAAAUAUAUAAUAAACGUCAGAUGUAUCGUCUCGAAAUUUCAAAGCCUCAGUUUAGGGAACUUGUUCCUCAGGAGCAGCGAACAAAUAUCUCCCCGCCAUGUAGUGGAUUUCCUCCAUCCAACGGCCAUCUGCCCUCCAUAGCAAACGAACGGAUAGAUUCCAUCACCACCAGCAUAAAAGAUCAACUGUCGUCGCAACUUUAAACCCUCCGACGAACGGAAGGGUUUUAGCCGCACCCGAAGAGCCGCAGCCGACGAAGGAGUGAAGAAUGGCUUUUGCAAACAGAAUCGGGAAUCUCUUAAAGAAAUCUAUAACUUCCAGCCCAUCAUUAUAUCAAGCAAUACGAUGCAUGUCAUCAUCAAAAAUUUUCAUUGGAGGACUCUCAAAUGGCACAGAUGAUCAGAGUUUAAGAGAAGCAUUUACUAAUUACGGUGAAGUUGUUGAAGCUAGAGUUAUCAUGGAUAGGGAAACUGGACGGUCCAGAAGUUUUGGGUUUGUCACUUUUACAUCUAAUGAAGACGCCUCUGCUGCCAUAUCUGGCAUGGAUGGGAAGGAUCUUCAUGGUCGGAUGAUAAGGGUUAACUAUGCCACCACAGGUGGAUUUCGUGGUGGCUUUGGUGGUGGUAGCUAUGGGGGUGGUGGCUAUGGUGGUGGUGGUGGUGGCAGUGGCUAUGGCAAUAUGGAAGGCAGCUACAGUGGCAGCAGUGGUUCUGGUGGUGGCUAUAGCAGUGGAGGUGGGUACGGUGGUGGAGGAUAUGGAGAUGAUGGCUCAAAUAAUUAUGGAGGGAGCUACAAUACAGGCCCCGCUGGUGGCUAUGAUGGUACUGGUGGUGGGUAUGAUAAUGUUAGUGUUGGUGGUAGUUAUGGAGUUGCCAAUGGUGGUGGUGGUGGCAGUUAUGGUGGCAGCAACGGUGGUGUUGUUGCAGUAGUUGGCAGCAAUGCUGAUUAUGGUCGUGGUACUGGGUAUGAUAAUACUAGUGUUGGUGGUAGUUAUGGCGUUGCCAAAGGUGGUGGUGGUGGCAGUUAUGGUGGCAGCAACGGUGGUGUUGUUGCAGAAGGUGGCAGCAAUGCUGACUAUGGUCGUGGUACCUAUGGUGGGAGUGAAUCCACAGGCUUUGGCCGCAGCUUCAGCAACAAUGGUGGAUAUGGUAACAACAACCAAUAGGAUUUCAAGGACGACGAUGAUGUGCCUAAUCUGUACGCCCACAAGCAAGGCUAAUGGCCGAAUAAGCAUGUGUAUCUCAAUAGUUGGAACACUAGUUGGGUGUCCCAUGAUCUUGGAAACAAGAGGAUGAAUACUUUGAUCCAUGUGGAUAAUUGGGAUGCUCAUAUACUCUUGGAUUUGGGUUCAUCCUUGCUAACAAGACACCUUUUGAUUCAUGCCGGUAGUUGGGAUUCUCAUAGACUCUUGGAUCUAUUUGGGCUCAUCUUUGUUAACAAUAUUAAGGAAAGAGAAGUGCAAUUGCACACUCUGACGGUUAAGAGAAGUUGGAUGGCUAACAAGUAGGAGGAACACUUUGUGAUGCUUCUUAUCCAGUAUUCGAUGGAAAAACAUAAUGAUUGAGCUGAAAUAUCCGAAUUAUUUGAAGUUGCUUCAACCA
Musa acuminata AAA Group (dessert banana) is the source of this 1658-nucleotide messenger RNA. Its product is annotated as glycine-rich RNA-binding protein 2, mitochondrial-like. NCBI's taxonomy places the organism in Eukaryota, Viridiplantae, Streptophyta, Magnoliopsida, Zingiberales, Musaceae. The record is from RefSeq and is a predicted model, not a curated record. The transcript has 5 exons. The coding region runs from base 326 to 1222 and encodes 298 amino acids. Gene Ontology annotation, molecular function: mRNA binding. Gene Ontology annotation, cellular component: cytoplasm.